Ornithodoros turicata is the source of this 1658-nucleotide messenger RNA. RefSeq names its product vacuolar protein sorting-associated protein 72 homolog (gene YL-1). Gene Ontology annotation, molecular function: ATP-dependent H2AZ histone chaperone activity. The record is from RefSeq and is a predicted model, not a curated record. Gene Ontology annotation, cellular component: nucleus. Bases 264 to 1361 code for a protein of 365 amino acids. The transcript has 4 exons. Lineage: Eukaryota; Metazoa; Arthropoda; Arachnida; Ixodida; Argasidae. Gene Ontology annotation, biological process: chromatin remodeling; regulation of DNA-templated transcription.
GAACAGACUUCUGCUGGCAACGAUGCAUCGCACGCGAUUGCUUUUGUCGUGGUUGUUUUGUACCGCGGGCUAGAUACUGUGAGCGCAAAUUCAUUGAUUUGCUGAUUGAAUUUAUGCUUUCUUGGCUUUGCAAAAGUCACACUAUACCAGCGUCUCAUCUUACAUAAGGUCGCAGGGCAUCGCGAUGUGAGGCUACUGCAUUUCAGGGUGACGGAAGGCGCUUUGAUAAAGAUUGAAGUUGAUCGACAACUUCGCUAAGCAAUAUGGCAGCCGAAAGAGACCGCCGAGCUACUGCGGGAAAUCGCAUGUCUCAGCUUCUAGAGGCUGAGGAAGAGGACGAUUUUUACAAGACCACUUAUGGAGGGUUUGAAGAAGAAGAGAAUGACGCAGAAUAUGAAACUGAAAAUGAAGAGAGCGAUGUUGUCGAUUCAGACUUUGACAUUGACGAACACGAUGAACCGGUUUCCGACCAAGAAGACACCGAGGAAGGGUCGAAGCGGCAAAGACGGGUAGUGACCAAGGCAUAUCGUGAGCCAAUACACGAGAAGAAGACCAAAGAGAAAUCGAGCACAGAAAAGUCACCAAAGAAGCCUCAUCCCCCAAAGCCCACGAAAAAGGAAGCUGCAAGGCAGGCAGGCGAGCGAAAAUCCGUUCGGCGCUCGACUCAGGCCAAGAGCCAGGAAGCAGAAAGGAGAAGGCAGGAGAAAGAAGAACAGCGUAAACAGAGACAUCCCAGGAAGAGGAGGUACACGGGGGAUCAUCCUACACAGGAGGAACUUCUGGAAGAAGCCAAGAUCACUGAACAGGAAAACCUACGUUCCCUGGAAUCCUACCAGCGGCUAGAGCUUGAGAAGAAGAAGGCGAAAAUUGUGAAGACUCCCUAUCGCGGUCCCAUGAUUCGCUACCACUCCAUAUCUAUGCCCCUGAUCGAAGAAGCUCCGCUCGUCGUAGACGAAAGCCCCGCGACACCGCCAAGCAGCCUGGGACCGCGGUGCUCACGCAACUUCAUCACAUUUCCAGAUGAUGCGACCAUGCGGGACCACUUCAGGAACACGAAACCGAAACCGGCCGCACGUAGCAUGUGCCCUAUCACGCGUCUUCCAGCGCGAUACUUUGAUCCCGUCACGCUCAUUCCGUACGCAAACCUCCAGGCGUUCCGUGUCUUGCGCGAGGCGUACUACGCACAGCUCGAACAGAAAGGUGACGUGCGUCAACCCGAAGUGGCGGCGUGGGUGGAAUGGCGGAAAAAGAAUCGCCCCCAGAGACCCCUGGUGACCAGCAAGGCUGCCUCGGCACCGCAUCCGGCAACAACAGCUCCUACCACAGCUGCUGUGGCUCCAACAGUGACGGCGCCAGCAUGAAAGCUGCUGAUGCGACUAAGUGCUUGUGGUGUGAGUUGCCCAGACUGAACAAAAUGGGCGUGAACUUAGUAACAACUGGUUAUCCCCGCUUGAACUAUUUUCUACUAUUGACACUAAGCUGACAGCAUCACGCAGCCUUUUUUCGUUCGAUCUUCGAGCAUUUCUUAAUGCUGUAAGAGAAUGCUAAGAAUGUACCUGAGCUCAGGUUAAGUCUUGGCACUGAAUACACAGAGAAUGUUUACAGAAGACCAGCUCAUUUUCAUUUUGUUACGUCGCAUAAACAGCGUGCGUCAUUUC